Molecule: messenger RNA, 1631 nt
Organism: Vollenhovia emeryi
Lineage: Eukaryota; Metazoa; Arthropoda; Insecta; Hymenoptera; Formicidae
Gene: bcn92
Product: protein bcn92
Exons: 2
Coding region: 169-450 (93 amino acids)
Biological process (GO): iron-sulfur cluster assembly
Cellular component (GO): mitochondrion; L-cysteine desulfurase complex
Source: RefSeq, a predicted model, not a curated record
GUCAAUGGGAGGGAGAGAAAUAAACUCUGAACUCUCCAGUGCAGUCAGUUCAGUUCUGAAGAACGGAGAGAUCUCGAAUUAUCAAUACGCCACAUAACCAUGUGCCACGGCAGAGUCGCCGGUUUCGUUUAGAUUGCACUGGGUCUCUGAGUAUUUUUUUUAUAAAUAAUGAGUCCUAGCCGAGACGCGGUUCUGAGCCUUUAUCGAAAUUUAAUUCGAGAAAGCGGCAAGUGGCGCUCGUACAAUUACAGAAUGUACGCUCUGCGAAAGAUACGGCACGAAUUCAAAGAGAACAAGGCGCUGGGAGAUAGAGAGAAGAUUGGGCAGUGUUAUGCAAAAGGGCAGGAGGCACUAUCGAUGAUCAAGAAGCAGGUCAUACUGGGCGAUCUCUACGGCACGAGGCCUCUAGUGAUUGAAACCAAGAGCGAACUACACAACGCAGAGAAAUAGAGUACAAUCGCGGUUACCUUUAGUUUAAUAUCGCACCUGUUUUUACUGUUUAAUAUCGCACCUGUUUAGAGACAGGCUAAAAUUAAGAUGCAAUGAUCAUUGACGGUCUGCAUCUAUCAAAGAGUGUAAUUUAAAGUUGUGAUUACGUCAUCAUUUCUUCACAUACAAAUAUCGGUACGAAACAUAUUCAGCAGGUUCUGCUUCCAGGGUUCCACUCGUAUGACCAUGUGUAGCUCGAUAUUUCAUUUUUACAUUUGUAUGUGUUGUGUAUAUAUAAUUAGAUAUUGCGAAUGCUUUUCAAAUUGUUAAGAAAUAAAAUCUUGUUAAUGUUGUAACAUUUUGUUUAUGUAUCCCUCUAUGAAAUCAGUGAACUGUAUAUUACAGAAACCAUGAUUUAAUAGAAAUAGAAAUGUGGAAAACGGUAGGGAAUACUCUACCCUGGUGAACGCUUUUUUUUUAGUUUUUCAUAAGUUUUAUACAAAUUUCAGAAUUUGUAAGAUUUUUUCAAUAAUUUUUUUUAUAACUUUUUACAAAAAUUUUCAGAUUUCUGAUACAAAUUGGAAAAGUACCGAGAAAGUUUAUAUCUUUCCUAGAAUCUUUCAUAUGUUUGAAUUCUGAAAUAUUUUGAUAUUUCUCAUUCUAUAAUUUCACACAUUUGUAUCUCAGAAUAUUCACAUAUAUGAAAAGUUCUAGAAGAAAAGAAGUGGAAUUUCUCAGUAUUUCUGAAAAGUGUACCACUUCGUAUAAAAAUUCUCUGAGGGAGAUUUUCACCAGGGCAAUUCACUGACAAGAUCCUCUGUCAGUUCGCACUGUCUAUUAUCAUCUUUCAUUUAUCAAUAUUACAAAUUAGUAAUAGUAUUUAAGUUAUAUAUUAAUAGUAUAAGUACUAAAUAUACAAAUUAGUACAAUAGUAAAAAUAGGAUAAGUUAAUUGUUGGUACACAAUUUCGCUUUUUUUUCUAAAACUUAUCAAUAGUCAAAUAAUGUAACCUGCUAAACAUAGAUGGUGCGAGAAACACAAAGCUGAAAAGAACAGAGAGAGAGAGAGAGAGAGAGAGUGAGAGGGCAGAACAGGCCUGGUGAUCAGCUGUUUCAAGAUGACAGCUGAUCCGGUGCGCGGCGCGGCUCAUGGUGAGAUGAUUACGAGAUAAAUCGCGUUGCGAUACGGAGAGAUAACGAGCG